Maniola jurtina (meadow brown) is the source of this 2331-nucleotide messenger RNA. It is a transcript of the gene Bsg25D, whose product is annotated as blastoderm-specific protein 25D. Bases 1 to 2331 code for a protein of 776 amino acids. NCBI's taxonomy places the organism in Eukaryota, Metazoa, Arthropoda, Insecta, Lepidoptera, Nymphalidae. The record is from RefSeq and is a predicted model, not a curated record. The transcript is spliced from 5 exons. Gene Ontology annotation, cellular component: centrosome. Gene Ontology annotation, biological process: microtubule anchoring at centrosome.
AUGGACAGCGCGUCCUCGAACCCCUACGAACAAGAGCUGUACCGUGUGUUCAAAACCUUCGACGUAGGCGACCAGGGCGCCCUGGACCGCGCCGCCGUGCUGCAGCUCUGUGACACGUUGCAGCUCGAGGCCCGCGGCGCCGCGCUCGUCGACUCGCUGUUCGAGCGGCGCGCCGAGCGCGUCACCUUCGCGCAGUUCCGCGCCGGCCUGCUGUCCGCGCUCGGCGAGCCGCCCGCCGCGCCCGCGCCCGACCACAGCGACGACGACUCGUCCGGCCGCGAGGUGGCCCCCAAGUUCGUGUGCGGCGCCAAGAAGUACGGGCGCCGCUCCCGUCCGCAGCGCAGCGCACCCGCCGUCGCACGCCUUCGUGGCGCUUCCGAGUCGCGCCUCGACAGCGCGCGCGCCGUGCCCCGCGCGCGCGGCAAGCGCAGCGCCUCCGCCAUGGAGAGCCGCGACGACGCGCUCGACCACGAGCGGCCCGUGGACCGCGAGCGCGCGCUCGCGCUGUGCCGCGGCCUGCGCAUGGACGGCGUCGACCGCGAGCUCGUGGAGCGCGUGUUCGCCGCUGCCGCCGCAGACGAGGUCACCGUCGGCGAGUUCUUCGACCGGCUGAACGCCUCGCUGGCGAGCUCGCUGGCCGCCGCGGGCGAGGUGGGCGGCGACGUGCUGGCCAGUGACGCGGUGGCUGACGCGUGGGAGCGCGCCGGAGUGCAGCGGCCGCGCCGCCUGCUGGCCGAGCUGGGCUUCGCGGGUGCCGCGCUGCGCGUACCCGAGCUGGAACGCGCGCUGGACGACGAGCUGCGCGCGCUGGCCGCGCCCGAGCCGCCCGAUGCGCGCGCUUUGCUGCUGCAGGCCACCGCCGCGCUAGCGCGCCUGCGCCUCGACGCGGCCGCGCGCCCGCUGGCCGCCGCGCGCGCCGAGCGCGACAAGCUGCGCGCUGACCUGGCUGAGGCCGACCGGCGUGCGCGCGUGUUGGCGCAGGACGUGGAUGACAACCACGCGCGCCUGGAGGCCGAGCUGCAGGCUGGCCUGCGCCAGCUGGAGGCGCGCCACGCGGAGGCCGCGCGCGCCGCCGCCGCCGACGCGGCCGCCGAGCGCGAGCGCGCCGUCGCCGCGCGCCGGCAGCUGGACGCCGAGACGGCGCGCCGCGUGGACGCCGAGGCGCGGCUGCGCAGCGAGACCGCCGCGCUGCGCGACCAGAUACAAGACCUACAGGAGCAGGCGAAGACUCUGGAGGCUUCGGCGACGAGCGCGACGCGCGAGGCGGCGCGCGCGGUGCACGAGGCGGAGGCGGCGGCGCGGCGCGAGGCGGCGCACGAAGAGCGCGCGCGCGCUGCCGGCGCAGAGGCGGAGGCGCGGCUGGCCGAGCUGCGCGCAGACAAUCAGCGCCUGCGCGACCGCACCGACGAGCUCAGCGCUGCGCUGGAGGCGAGCGUGCGCCAAGCCGCCGCGCACUGCGCGCGCGCUCCCAGCUGGCGCGACGAGGUGGCCCUGCACGCCGCGCCCUGCCUCCAUGAGAGUCCCGGAACGUCGCCGAUUGCGAGACUGACGAAACUACAUUUGAGCCAAAUUGUAACAAAACUGGAACCGUUUUUUGAUAGUGAAUCGAUAGUGAACUCCGAGCGAACAGAGAACUGUCCCCGAUGCACGGCCGUGCGAGACACUGUGGCCACGCUGAGAACAGUCGUGCGAGAGUUGCAUUCGGAGGUGCCUUCGCUCGGGCUGGAGGCCGGCGCGCAGACGGAGCCGGGGCUCGCGGAGGAGGCGGAGGGCCUGCGCAGAGAGCUCAGCGAGGCGCGGCAGAGGCACGAGAGCGACAAGCGGCACAUGAGCGACGCCAUGGCGGAGCUGCAGCGCGGCGCGGAGGCGCUGCGCGCGGAGCUGGAGCGCGCGGAGGAGUACUGGGCCGCCAAGCUGGACGAGGAGCGCGAGAUGUACGCCGACGAGCAGCGCGCCGGGGACGAGCGGCUGGCGGAGCUGGUGGCGAAGAUCGCGGAGUACGAGCGCCAGUUCGCGCGCCCCGCGCCGCUGCCGCCCAUCGACGAGAGCGCGGCGCUGGAGCGCCAGGUCACGGACCUCGAGCUGGAGUUCGGCGCCUACCGCGCGGAGAAGGAGGCCCAGCUCGCCGCCAGGGCGGCGGAGGUGCAGCAGCUGCAGCAGCGGCUGGAGGCGCUGGAGCGCCGCACGCCCGCGCGCGCCGCGCCGCCCGCCGCGCUGCCCGCCGCCCCGCCCGCCGCGCCGCCCGCCGCGCCGCCGUUUUUAGCGCUUGGCUGCAAUCAGACUUGCUGGCUAGUGAUGACGCAGCGUACACCAUGGAGCGCGCUCGCCUAG